Messenger RNA from Wasmannia auropunctata (little fire ant), 935 nucleotides. RefSeq names its product protein KTI12 homolog. The record is from RefSeq and is a predicted model, not a curated record. The coding region runs from base 92 to 928 and encodes 278 amino acids. Lineage: Eukaryota; Metazoa; Arthropoda; Insecta; Hymenoptera; Formicidae. The transcript has 5 exons.
ACCGCUCUCAGGAUCCUCUCUGACCAGGGCCACCCAAAUAAAAGAAAGAAAGAAAAGAAAGAUCAGAUUGUUUCUUGCCGGUUACAUUAAAAUGCCGCUAAUAGUAGUAACUGGCAUACCGUGCAGCGGUAAAACGACGAGGAGCCUCGAGCUGAAGGAUUACUUCGAAAAGAAAUUGAAGGAGAGCGGACAGAACGUGGAGAUAAUCAUAGAGUGCGACGCGAUAAUUCAAGCGGGUUACAAUAAAAAUGAAUGUUUUGCUGAUUCAAAAAAAGAGAAGGCUGUUAGGAGUUCAAUCAAAUCGGACAUUCAACGUAAAUUGGACUCAAACGACUUAUUGAUAUUCGAUGGCAGCAAUUAUAUCAAGGGAUAUCGAUACGAAAUUUAUUGCACGACUAAAUUAUACAAAACUCCUCAGUGUACGCUGCACUGUAACUUGCCAAUCGAACAAGCUCGAUUAUGGAACAACAAACGACCAGAUUUGGAUCGAUAUGAUGAAAAUAUCUUUGACGCGCUUGUGUCCAGGUACGAAGCACCAGAUACUACAAACCGAUGGGAUUGUCCACUUUUCACAAUUAUGCCAGAGGACAAUCUAAUGUAUGAUGAAAUUUAUUGUUAUCUCUACAAAGGCAAAUUACCAAAACCAAAUAUGAGUACCCAGAGUCCGCCAUUAGCGUCCACAAAUUACCUGUAUGAAUUGGACAAUACAACAAAAAAUGUGAUAAACGCGAUACUGUCGAUGCAACAACUGGGAAUUAACUACGAUAUAAAGAUACCGAAUUCCAGUGUGAAUUUGGAACGUGCAACCGCGCCGUCAAAACUUGCGAUGUUACGACGGCAGUUUAUAACUUUUAGCAAAAUGCAACAGAAUGAAGUUGAUCAAAUUGCCACAUUAUUUGUACAAUAUCUCAAUAACAAUGUACAGUAGAACUGAA